This is a messenger RNA of Gavialis gangeticus (Gharial), 2487 nucleotides long. It is a transcript of the gene CUNH3orf52, whose product is annotated as chromosome unknown C3orf52 homolog. The record is from RefSeq and is a predicted model, not a curated record. The coding region runs from base 1182 to 1847 and encodes 221 amino acids. Lineage: Eukaryota; Metazoa; Chordata; Crocodylia; Gavialidae. The transcript is spliced from 7 exons.
UAAGCAACUCAGAUCUGACAGCAGUACCAAAACGUUCCAGGAGACCAUUUCAGGUAGAAAUGACCUGAAUCAACAUCCUAAAUGAGCUGGAUGUUUAGCCAGUAGGGGGAAGGGAGAAGUGGGUGAAAGAAACUUCUCUUCUUCCUAACUUCCUUCUCAUGCACUAACUCCCCCCCACACUUGAGUGUGGAGGGGACCUUCAGAGAGACUGAACAUAAGAGUAAGCACCAGCCCUCUGCCAAACUUUUUUUCAGCCAUGUGGAAGAAAGGUAUUUUGGAGAGAGGAGAAAAAAGAAAUACUCAUGGCAUACCAAACUGGCAUUGAAGGAAAGGAAGGUCUGGGGAAAAAAGGGAGUGGGGGUGCACAGAGAGCACCUUGACAUGGUGAGAAAAAAAACAGGGGACUUGGGAGCUGGGUUCAGUUGUGUAGCCCAAAGGUGCUGCGACCUGAGGUUUCACAUGAUGGAGCAGCCAUUAUGCUGUAGAUAUGCAUCCUACCUUCUUUUACAGUAGUUUACUUAUGUAGGUAAACUGAUGGUCUUGAGCCUUGUCAAGGUCAAAUUCUGAGCCCUCCUGUCUCCAAACGCAUGCUCCCCAUGGCAGCCUUCUAAUGGGGUCUGUGACAGCAAAGGGCAUCUCUGGUCUAAGAUUAAGUAACAUGAAGCACAGUAUGACUCUUCAGUCAACUUACCUUGUACAAGCGGGAUAUCAAAUGUGUGCACUCCAGUAACUGAUGCUUGUGACACAGAGAGGAUUUUGCUUGCUUGUCCUGUUGUGGGGUGGUGGAUGCUGGGAAUACAAACUGUAUUUGUUUUAGUAUUUCUUGGUUGUUUUAUCAGGGAACACUCUCUUGCCCCAGGGUCACUUGCCUGCUCAUGCUUGCUGAGGGCUGAUGUAGUGAGGUAGCCAAACUGGAAAAUCUUGUAUUGCACAUCUAGAGAAUGGGAGCCUGUUUCCAGAGUCAAGACUUUUGUCCCAUCCCUUUCCUUUGCAGAGAGUACACUCACAGAUGGAUUUCCCCUUGUUUGUCAUAGUUGCGAUAUCCCUUGCCUGUUUAACUAUGCUAACCUCGCUGUCAAUGCGUCAAACCUCCUUGCUAAACAGAUACUGAGAUAACCGUGACCAUAACAAGAAGUGAGAUUUUCUCAGGACUUGCCUUAAAGUCAGUUUCUCACAGUGACAUGGACACUGUGAAUGACCAUGUUCCUGGGCAGGAUUAUCAGGUUAUUGAAUUACAAGAAGCAAGAGAAGAACUGAAUGAAGAUGAUGAUGAGGCAAAAAGUAAGGACCCACUUAAACCUGAAGAAUCUACAAAAAGUAAGGAAAGCAUCUGGAGACCAUGUAGACAAGAAGUUUUCUGGAAAUGUAAGCUGUGGAUGCUUAUACUGGCAGUUUUUCUAGUGAUCAUCCUAUUGAUUACCUUCAGCUUAAUUCUUUAUUCAGAGGUUUACACAGAUGAAGAUGAAUAUUGGGAUCCUGACUUGGUGUCUCAUGGAAAUCACCAUAAUUUUUCAGGAACAUUAAAAGUACGGUGUUCUGCUGGAACUGCUUACUCAGAAGAUCUUACAAAGAAGUUAACAGAUGUCUACAAUUCCUCUCCAGCCCUGGGGCGCUAUUUUGUCUCUGCUCAUGUAGUUUCCUUCAGUGAUGAAAACGCCACUGCAUUCUAUCAGUUGCUAUUCUCCUUACCGCCAGUGACUGAGGAGUUCAUGAAGUACACAAUGAGUAAAGAGUUUGUGAUGAAUGUCUUGCGUCAAAAUAUUCUUGAUGAAGAAGACAGUUAUGAUAAGGGAGCAUCUGACUGUACAAAGAUAAGGCUUGAUCCAGAUUCUCUCACGCUAACUUAGAAUCCAUGGAGCAGCUCCUAGCCUCCUGCAACCGCUUGAGGAGAUGAGCUUGCCAUAUCUAUUAAUGUCCUGAUGGAUAUUUUGUUGUGCUGAAACAUUUCUGAAAAAGUGGUGAUGUGCAAAUACUAUACAUGAUGCCGGACUGUGCGUAGGAAUGUAGCAUAUUUAUAGCAAUUUCUUACUCCUGGGAUAUGGCAGUUUCCUAUUUUUUUAUUACUGUCCUGAUGUUCACGUCGCACAUCUCUCAAUCCAUUUGAAGCUCAUUGCAAUAAAUCUUGCACCGUGCCUGCCACCUGACCACAUUUAUCCACUUUAGAAGUCCCUUUGCUGGUCCCAGUUCCUUGUUCUUGCCGUCAUAACCUCACUGCUUUUUAAAUCUCAGCCCUUAACUGAUUUUGUUCAUAGUCACAUUAUUUUCUUGGCUCAUCCCAGAAGAUUGCUUUCUAUGAAGCUUUUCCCAUUGUGUCUAAUUCCCAACCUCACCUUCAUCUCUUCUCUCUUGUUGACUAUCACCCUUCCUGCUUCUCCCCCUGUAUUUUACCUGUAACUCUGAAAUAGAUCUCAAAACCCAUUCCUGGCAAGUUUGGAAAAUGUAAAUUAAAUUAUUAUUUUAUUUUUUUAAUGGACUUCGUGUGUGUGU